Molecule: messenger RNA, 4136 nt
Organism: Argiope bruennichi
Lineage: Eukaryota; Metazoa; Arthropoda; Arachnida; Araneae; Araneidae
Exons: 6
Coding region: 296-1504 (402 amino acids)
Source: RefSeq, a predicted model, not a curated record
AUUCGCACAGCGAUGACAACCGUGAGUUUAAAGGUUGGCUCCUUGACGCAACAGAGCAGUCAGAUUAGGGAAGAGCUGCUCUAUCGCCUGUUUUAUCAAGAAACGUUAUUCCGUCGUUCGCCAGAACUCCCAGGAGAGAUAACCGCUGCCUGAUUCGUGUUUUUUAGUCAGUUUUGGUCGCCAAAUAAAAACGAAUAUUUUAGAAGUGACGCCGCUGUUUCUUGACUUAAGGAAAAAUUGGACGCUUACUUAACCUUGUUGGGGGAUCCUGUGGUGUGUAUCCAAAAACCGUGGCAUGGCCGAACGUCGGAUUUCGGGAUGGUUCGUUCUGUCGGCCGUCUUCAUCGUGGCCGUCUUCGGCCUCUUCUUCACCUUCACGGAACGCAAGACGUGGCCGGAGCAGAGGACGGAACUAUCCGCAGCUGACAUGAGGCUGGUGCCCCCUUCCUCGACCCUCUGGUGUGAAGCUGUCGCCCUCACCUCUGAUCAUCCUUUCGUCGCCUAUCAGGUGAGCUUGCCUCCUUUGAUCGAGCCGAAGCACCUGAACAAGCAGAGAGUGAAUCUCAAUUUGAAGUUGAAUGGAGGCCAGAGCGGUAACGUCAUGAAACUCAGGUACUAUCUCCUCCCCGCGUCUAUCGUCGAGAUCUCAGCCUGCGCCACCCACCCAGGGGGACGACUCCUAGUUUUCAAGGGCGAUAAAGAGGUGACGAGCUGUCUGAAGCAACAGUGUGGGGAAGACAGCGACGAGUCGGAUUCCGACGAGGAUUCGUCAGCGGAUUCCUCCAAGUGCUCCUGGAGCAGUAAAACCUCCCGCUGCUCCUCCUUAGUCAGUAACAGCGUGAUCUCCUCGAGCGAUGUACGGGAGGAGUCAUCUUACAUGUGCGACGAUGUACACGACGUACGUCCCGUGCACGUGAACAUAACUUCGGCCGACUUCUAUGUGAUUGUCAUUCUUAAUACCAAUCGACACAGAUCGAACGCCAUCGGACUGCGCAUCGUCCUCGACCGAUCCCGGUACACUAUCCACAAAUCAGGACAUACUUUUGACAUGUGUAGUCUGUCCACUGCAUGUACCAUUGGUCUUUCAUUUGCCUCCAGCGACCGGGCCUUAGUAUGGAUUCCAGAUGAACCCAACGCUGGCCGGUCUACAUUCACUAUUCGGUCCCAGUGCAAACCAAGGCUGGCCGUCUUCGCCAUCUUGUCCGUAUUUUUCCCCCUCAUUGUGUUUUUAGGGGUGGCAUUUGUGGUUCGGGCCGACCGUGAUCGAAUCAUGCGUAUCUACAGUUGCAGGGGCAGACUGGAACGAGAAAGACAAGAGAGAUCCGACAGCAGGUUCGUGGCACCGUUACUGGACGAUGCUGUGGCUGGCAGUGGCGAUUUCACUCAUUUCCAUACAAGAGAGGCGCCACAGACACCUACGGACGAACAGCCUCCCCCCUAUCAUACACUUUAUGAUCCUCCCCCACCCUACGCGUGUGUGAAAGAAGAUGAAAAUAACAAGUGAUGUUAGACUUCCCAAUAAUUUUUGAAAGUCCGUUGCUCAUUACUUAGUCAAGAAAUUGGAAAUGGUUCCGAUAACUUAUCCAUGUAUUCCAUUCCAUUACAAAUUGGAUUUCAUUGUAGUGCUGUUAUUAGCCAAUUGCAGCUGGUGAAUGGAAUACAAGACCUUGAAUACGGAUGGAUUAUCAGGAAUAAUAAAUGAUUAAAUGCGACACUGGAUAUUCAAAAUCAGAGCUUUGCCCUGGCUCUAAAACACAAGCUACUGUGCUGUAGUUCACUUUCAGCUUUUUUGGUCUGAUUGUGAACUAUUAUUGACUAUGUGCAAUUUUUAUGUUAUUUUUGUGUGUUCAGUUAUUUUCUUUGUCUACUCUAAAUGCUCAUUUGUGACAAUCCAUGUACAUUUUCAUCUUGAAAUUCUUGUUUGUUUCCUGAAUAAUAAUGGUUCGUGAAUUGGUAUUUGAAAAAAAAAAGACAUCAAUGUUAGAGACAUUUGCAUUACAUCUGAAUGAAAGUAUUUGAACAUUUGAAAAUAGUUUUAAUUUAUUCGGCGAGGAAAUACUAAUCUACAGAAUUCCAUCACUACAAAACUAUUCCAAAUAUAUUUUUUCAAUGGUAUUGUAUUGCCUAAAUUAAAGAGAAAUUAGAUUUACAAUUUAAGUAAUUGUAAAAAAAAAGCAAAAUAAGAGGAGAUUGCUUUCGAUUUUAACUUAAAACUUCUAACUGAAGUUAGAUAAAGAUUUUCUUCAAUCUUUUAAAGAAUUAUGAAACACGAUUUCGAAUUUCUGAGACUCUGAAAUCAUCUCUUCAUAUGAUGGUGAAACUAAUUUUAAUCAACACUUUGGCCUCCUUGAAGAAAAUUCAUAUCUGUUUACAUUACGGUACUUUGCGCAUAUUGACCACCCUAAUCGGUACAGUAGUUAAAUUUAAGUGAAUUCAUCAAUAUUACAAAUAUUAAUUGAUAAAGCUUUUAGAAAUUACUUUACAGAUUACUAUUAAUUGAAAUAUUGAUUUCUUUAGUUAUUAAUUCAAAAUUUAAUAUAUUCUGUCUGUUUUUAUAAUUUUUUAAAAAUAAAUUGUUCUGGUGAGAUGCUAAAUUAUUUUUAUAUAAGCUAGAGAAAAUAUUUCAAAAAUUUGAAAAUUCUUUUAAAAAAGUACUCUUUUUUCCCCCUUAUUUUGCAUGUUCUACAGAAAUUAAUAGCAUUCUGAUAUCCUCUGUUAGCAUCUCUCUAUUUUUUUAUGAAAGAAAUAAUGACAUUUUCUGUAACGCAUUUGAUAACUCGUUAUAUGACAUCUUUCCUCAUUAUCGAAACACCUGCAAAUAACUGUUUCUACUAACAGUUAUUUGCAGUAACGAAAUACUACUACUACUACUACCGUACUACAGAAAAAGUAGAAAUCUACUGGUGUGAGAUUACAAGUAAUCUUCAUAUCCAAGUGUAUAACAGAAACUCUUCAUUAAAAAUCAAAUUCAAAAUUUUGUAGUUAUAAAAUGAGUUUUAAUCGUUAUUUUUUAAUUUUGCUACUUACUUUGUUAUGAACCAAGAGCCUUUAAAUACUUAAAUAAUUAACUAAAUUUUUUGAAACAAAUAUUUUAUAUUUUUUUCCUAGCAUAACAAUAUUAUGUUCAAAAAAAUCAAACCAGUUGUGUUAAAAUUGCAUUUUUAAUGUCGAAAAUUAAAUUUUUUUGGUAAACUUUUGAAAAUUCCAGAAAAUAAUUUCGAUAAAAUUGCUAUUUUUUUGUUUAUUUACAACUAGUUCUGUUAGUUGUUUGUGAGUUCCGCAAUUUAGAAAUCCUCUAAAUGCAAGCUGAGUGGCUUUAAAAAAAUAUUUUAUACCUUAUGUCAGAUGUGUCUUAAAGAAUAUUCAGAAUUGAAUUUUUCGUCUGCUUUUGCAUAUCAAUUUCAAGAUUCCAUAAUUUUUCUUUUAUUUUCCGCUCAAAGUAUUUUUAUGCUAAAUAAUAAAUAAAAGUCAAAGAAAUUUCUAUGUUCGUCUAAAAAUCAACCUAUUUAAAAUAUAUCACCGUAAAAUGUUAACGUAUUCAAUAAAAUUCGUUUUUAGAACUUAUUACAAAUAAUAGUUAUAUUUCAUAGUAGCAAAGUUAAUUUUAACUGUCUUUAACUACAAUAUGCCUCGGACUUUGUGGCAUUGAAAAAUUUCACUCUACAUUAAAAAAAAAAUUUCCUUUUAGAAUGAAAAAAAAAAAAAAGAUUUUAUUGACUGGCAUCGAAUAAGAUAAACAUUCUAGUCUUGGGAUGUUCCAUUCCAUAUUUCAUGAAUAAUACUUUGUAUAAACGAUGAAUGUAUAUAAAAAUGUUGUUAUUGUUCUAGUCUUGUUGACGUGUUCAUGUUUCAAAAAGUUGUUUCUGGUAACUUCCGGAAAAUGGAAGUUAAACUUUUAGUUCAAUCUUGUGCAUUGUCAAUGUGUUAAAUCAAAAAGUGCCAUCUUUGUAUAGUGUGUUAAACAAUGUAAUUCCUCGGAAUUUGUAAGAUUAUAUUUAAUUUUAAUAAUCAUGUGUCUUCCAUUGCUUUCAAAUUUCUUAUGCUUAAAAUUUUUAACUUUUAUUAAUGAAUCAAAUUUGAUAAAAUUUUUCUUUCAAUAUAAAUAAAAGAAUAAACCUGAAAACAGCUUUUUACAG